Drosophila grimshawi is the source of this 2841-nucleotide messenger RNA. RefSeq names its product BTB/POZ domain-containing protein 17 (gene Tango10). Lineage: Eukaryota; Metazoa; Arthropoda; Insecta; Diptera; Drosophilidae. The transcript is spliced from 4 exons. The record is from RefSeq and is a predicted model, not a curated record. The coding region runs from base 455 to 2224 and encodes 589 amino acids. Gene Ontology annotation, molecular function: protein binding.
GAAUCAGCAACAUUUAUAUUUUGUUUAUUUAUAUUGAUUCAAAAAUCGCAUAUUCUAAAAUUAACGUUGUAUAAUUUGGCUUAAAAGUGCCACUUGGUAUUAAUGGCUGGUAUUUUGAUUGCAGCUUUCGCCGUGGUAUUUUUCUCGUUGCAGCAGUACGGUCACACUAAUCCACAAACGCAAUUUGUUGUUUUCCAUCGCGCUGCUAAAUUUCAUGGUAAAGCAAUUGGGCAUGUCCUUUCCCACGGCUCGUGCACAACUGGUGCUGUAGACGCCCAAGUCCAGCCAGUGCUGCCACAUCGAUCGAUUUCGCAUUUCUUUUUCAUUUCUUUUUGUGUUCUCUCUUAUUGCCGUUGUUGCUCCCGCUGCUGCUCUUGCUGCUCCAGCUGCACACAGGUGACAGUGUGACAGAGACAGAGACAGAGAGUGUAUAAAUCGCUCGCAAAGUUUUUGUAUGAACGCAAAUAGCAGAGGCGCUGCGGCCUCUGGCGGUGCAGGUGGCAGCGGUGCUGCUGGUGGAAGUGCUGCUGCUGCUGCUGCAUCUGCUGCUGCUGCAGCUGCUGUAGCUGGUGUAAGUGGUGCUGUUGGUGGUGUAGCUGCUGCUUCUGCUGCCGCUACUCCUCCUCCUCCUGCUGCGGGCUCCAAUGGGCCUGCUGCCCAAUCAGCUGGCGAAGCUGUCUCAGCAGCGGCGGCGGCAGCAUCUAGUUCUACAAAUGGCGGCAACGAAAUUGGCGGCACCAAUCUCAAUGAUGAUCAGGAUGCAAAGCGGCGCAAGUGCUUGGAAACGGAUGAGGCACAAGAUGGCGCCAGCACAAUGAUUGAUGCGAACAGCGUGCUCAAUAAGAUGGCGACUGUGUAUGCGGAGCAAUUAAUGUCGGACAUUGUGCUGCUGGUGGAUGGCAGGGAGUAUCCGGCACAUCGGGUCAUAUUGUGCGCGAGCAGCGAUGUCUUUCAAGUGAUGCUCAUGAAUCGGGAGUGGAACGAGUGCAGCAAGGAUGUGAUUGAGCUGCACGAGGAGGCCUGCUGCUCGGCCGUCUUUCCACAGUUCAUCAAAUAUUUAUAUGUGGGUCAUAUUGAGGUGACGCUGCAGACGGUGAUGCCGAUGCUGGCGCUCUCCGACAAAUACAAUGUGCGGGAUCUCAUCGAACUGUGCGUCGGCUAUAUGAAUAAGAAUGUCGCAAAGGCGGCAACCAGUGGUUAUCUGGUAUCCUGGCUACAGUAUACACUAUCGUUUACGCCCACGCAUAAUGAUCUCACCGAGACGCUUAAGCGUUUCCUCAAAUGGAAUCUGGAAAUGGUCGCCGAAUCGAAGGAUUUCAUCGAUAUGGAUCCGGCCAUAUUACAGUUGCUCCUACAACAGAAUGACAUUGUCAUUACCAGCGAGUACAAAUUGUUUACCAUCUUGCAGACCUGGUUGCUCCAUCGACGCGACCUCAUCGAAGCGAUGCCCGGCCUCAGUGCCGAGAAGCGGGCCAAUACCUUCAUGGAACUGAUCGAGCAGACUGUCAUGCAUAUACGAUUUGGCAUGAUGACGCCACGUGAAUUGUCGCAUCUGCUAAUUGUGCCGCUGGUCGAAUACCACAAGGAGUUCCUCGUCGAACGGAUUGCCAUCGGCAUGAGCUAUCAGUCGGGGCAGGAGGAUCGGGUGCGAGAGGUGCGCAAAACCGAAUGCGGCGAACUGCAGUUCACUCCGCGUCUCUACUGGAACGACACGUGGAGUGUUCGGAUCGAUGUCCACAAUUUCGAUGAGAUCGAGCACUAUAAAAACUAUGUCACCUGCUUCUUUUCCCAACGUCACAUCGCCGAGACUGAAGAUGAUUCAUGCAUGACUUGGGAAAUUGAAUUCUUUCCGCGCGGCGUCAGAUAUAAUAAGGCCAAAAUGGUGUGUGGUGAGGAUGUGCCCGGCUGUUCACUCAACACGGUGCGACUGCGAGUCACAUGCAAGCACCAGAAUAUUGGCGAGGAACGUUUUAAGAUUGCUGUGCUGAUUGUUGGUGAACAGAAUAAGAUUGCCCAUAUACGGACUGUGGUGGAGCGAUCGGAAUACUUUUCGGAGGUGGCGCGUGUCAUCAAUUUGGAUAAUCUAUUGCCGUACGAGGAGCUCACAUCGCGCUCUUUGAGUCCACAUCUAACGGGCAAUAAGCAGAAUACGCUCUCCCUGCAUGUGGUUAUUACACCAAUGGGUUCGCACACCUGUCGCGACACGCCCCCAUUUCAAUUUUAGGCUGAUCGAUAACAUAAUAAGGCGCAUAAGUCUAUACUCCAACCCCGCCCCGCACCCCGCCCCCGUCAAACCAUGUGAACACAUUGUAGAGUGCGAGUACAAUCCAUUUAGCACACCAGUUCUCUCCAGUUACGCUCCUGGUUCAUCCUAGUCGUUUUUACGCAGUUUUUGUGCUCGCAUCCAGCUACACUUGAAAUGUUCUCCAUACAACUCUAAAUGUAUUUGCAUUCAUCUAAAGCGCAGCACCUCGCCUCUGAGGUAGUUGCACACAGAUACCGCUGUGCUGUACAAUUCCCAGCCUAAGCAUUAUAUACUAUAUAUAUAUACAUACAUAUAUAUAGGUCCUUCAAUUCUGCAAGAUUUACUGUUUUUGUGUUACGAUUAUUAUUAUUAUUAAUAUUAUUAUUACUAUGAUGAUUGUGUAUUUUACAUUUUUUUAAAUAUUUUUUAUUCGAUUCGAUUUUAACUAAAGCAAUAACUAUAGCGAAAAGGCCAUUUACUUGAUUAUAUAUUGUGUAAUUUGCCUUUUAAAAGACAUGUUUACGGUUCAAUGAACAUUGUAACUAUUGACUAUGGAAAACAAAUUUUUUUCUAAUAAACGUUGAUUUGUAUAGAAA